Molecule: messenger RNA, 425 nt
Organism: Panthera uncia (snow leopard)
Lineage: Eukaryota; Metazoa; Chordata; Mammalia; Carnivora; Felidae
Product: histone H4
Exons: 1
Biological process (GO): nucleosome assembly
Cellular component (GO): nucleosome
Molecular function (GO): protein heterodimerization activity; DNA binding; structural constituent of chromatin
Source: RefSeq, a predicted model, not a curated record
UUUUUGCGUACUGAAAGGAUGUCUGGUCGCGGGAAAGGCGGCAAAGGGCUGGGAAAAGGAGGCGCCAAGCGCCACCGGAAGGUCUUACGGGACAACAUCCAGGGUAUUACGAAGCCCGCCAUCCGCCGGCUGGCCCGCUGAGGGGGUGUCAAGCGCAUUUCGGGACUCAUCUAUGAGGAGACCCGGGGAGUGCUUAAAGUAUUUCUGGAGAACGUGAUCCGCGAUGCAGUGACUUACACGGAGCACGCCAAGCGCAAGACAGUCACGGCAAUGGACGUGGUGUACGCGUUGAAACGCCAGGGCCGCACGUUGUAUGGCUUCGGGGGCUGAGCAGUCCCGGCGGCUUAUCUCCACAUUUCUAAAGGCCCUUUUAAGGGCCCCCAGGACGUCAAGAAAAGAGCGAACACUUUGCAUUUACUGUGUGA